ACUGUACGUCGCUGUCAGAUCGUUGUAGCUUUUCAGGACAGUACGAGAAGACCUCUUGAGAAGGAUACGCAUCACAAAGUUACACUCCAACAUCAAUCCGCGUCUUUUUUGUUGUUGUUGACAUCAUGAAAGCCAUCAGUCCCGUCCGUUCGGUGAGGAGCUGCUACAAGGCCGUGUGCUGCAUCUCGGAGCAGAACCUCGCCAUCAGCCGGAAUAAACACUCGUGUCUGGAGGAGCCGGUGGGCGCCCUGUGCGACAUGAACGACUGCUACUCCAAGCUGAAGGAGCUGGUGCCCAGUAUUCCGCAGAACAAGUCAGUGAGCCAGGUGGAGAUCCUGCAGCACGUCAUCGACUACAUCUUCGACCUGCAGAUCGCACUCGAGGCGGAGGACGCAGCGGCACCGGAGAUGGUCCUGUCAAUAAAGGCUGCAGAUCUUGCUCGUAAUUUCUCCAAAGAAGGAGGACGAUUGUGCCACUAGGCUAUUCUAAAGAUGACAGAUUGUGGUGCAGGGAAACACAUGUCUCCACUUCACUCCGGGCAAGAGGACAAGAGGGGCAGAAAGGGUGGGAUAGGUAUUUGGAGGAGAAGGAGAAGAAGCAGGAGGAGGAGGAGGGAGGUGGAGGGUUUAAAGAAAGAAAGAAAGAAACAAAAUACAGAAAACAGUGGAUUGUUUUCUAGAUGAGUGGGGAUCAGCAGUAAUGCAAGAGCAAGAAAACAGAGACUCAUUCUUUGGCCCUUGGAAAGACAAAUCAACACACCAAAGCAGAAGCCAGGAGUGGAAACUGAAGCAGAUCACCUUGAAAAGGACCUGGGACCCCCCUGUUAGUAGAAGUAGACAUAUUGGUACAACGUUCUGUUUUUGUCAUUUUGAAUAUCAGUGUUGCAUUCCAAACAAACUUUUCAUGGCUUAAACUCCACACCCAACCUGACCCCUGUCUACACAGAGUCUCACACCAUCUCACUUAAGUAUAUCCCUCCCUCUUAAUCUGAUUUGUAAUGAUCUGGAGACUGUUACAGCUUCAUGUGAUUGUGUACAUAUCUGCUGUGGGUAUGUAUGGUGUGAGUACUUCUGGAUGUUGGUAUUUUUUCUGAAUGGGAGUUUGGGUUUUCUUAGGUAUAAUCAGAACUCUAUAAUAGAGUUGAUUGUAACUGUUUGUAGGGAUUGUGUUAUUUCUACAGACAAUGUGUUGUGAGUUUUAUAAACUCUUUAUUAUAAGGUUUGCUUUGUAUGUAUGUUCUUAUGUAAUGAAAUAAACAAAACACAUGAAACAGU
Notolabrus celidotus (New Zealand spotty) is the source of this 1274-nucleotide messenger RNA. RefSeq names its product inhibitor of DNA binding 3 (gene id3). Gene Ontology annotation, molecular function: transcription regulator activity; protein dimerization activity. Bases 126 to 479 code for a protein of 117 amino acids. Gene Ontology annotation, biological process: circadian regulation of gene expression; cell differentiation; negative regulation of transcription by RNA polymerase II. Gene Ontology annotation, cellular component: nucleus; cytoplasm. The record is from RefSeq and is a predicted model, not a curated record. The transcript is spliced from 3 exons. NCBI's taxonomy places the organism in Eukaryota, Metazoa, Chordata, Actinopteri, Labriformes, Labridae.